GGCGGUGAGGGCAUUCUGCCUAGGAUUUUCCAACCGCAAGCCCCAAGCGACCGGUCCAUUACACAUCAACAUCGCAAUGUCCUUUGCUUUUCUCCUCCGACCGCAAUUACCUGCUUACACAUGUCGGGCAUGUCUCCUCCGACUCUCGCGGGCUUCUCGACGCCCCAUAUCGUCCAAGACGGCCAAAGACCAGAAAGUUAACACCGCAUUACCGACUUCACCCGCGCGCACGCGAUUCGCGCCUUCACCGACAGGCUAUUUACAUCUCGGAUCGCUGCGAACAGCGCUUUUCAAUUAUCUUCUCGCAAAACGCACAGGCGGGCAGUUCCUACUUCGAAUAGAAGACACGGACCAGAAGCGGACCAUUCCAGAUGCCGAACAGCGCCUCUUCCAAGACCUACAAUGGGCUGGACUAGAAUGGGAUGAAGGGCCUGAAGUCGGGGGACCAUACGGCCCCUACAAGCAGUCUGAACGUAGCACCAUAUACAAAGAACAUGCGCAGAAGCUCCUAGAUUCCGGGAAUGCCUACCGCUGCUUCUGCUCUGCAGAGCGCCUGAACAACCUCGCAGAACACCGUCACAAACUAGGCCUAGCAACAGACUACGACCGCACAUGCGCCUCGACACCAGAAGAGGAAUCUGAAGACCGAGCCCACAAGGGCGAAUCUCAUACCAUCCGCCUUAAAGUCCCGGACCAGUACCCAACGUACAAAGAUCUGAUCUACGGCACAUUUCGUCCCCUCAAAAAGCGUGGCCAUGUAACUGAGACCUCAUUCGAAGAUCCCAUAUUACUGAAGAGUGAUGGCUUGCCAACGUACCACCUCGCCAAUGUCGUAGACGACCACCUGAUGAAGAUUACACACGUUAUCCGUGGAAGCGAAUGGAUGCCCAGCACACCCAAGCACAUAGCCAUGUAUUCAGCAUUUGGGUGGACAGCGCCCGAAUUCGCGCACGUGGGACUCCUCGUCGAUGAAAAAGGCAACAAGCUGUCGAAAAGGAAUUUCGACACCGACAUCACUGCCUUCAAGGAGAUGGAGAUAUUCCCUGAGACAUUAACAAAUUUCGCUGCAUUACUCGGCUGGUCUCAUAAAGAGAAGAGCGACGUCAUGGACCUGGCGGCUCUGAUCCAAAACUUCAGUCUCAAAUUCACAAAGGGAAAUACAACUGUCACAUUCGGCAAAAUGCACUUCCUUCAACGCAAACAUGCCCUAUUGCGCGCCCAAGCCGGCGGUCCUAAGCUCGACGAGAUAACCGACAACGUUGCCCGCCUACUCACGUCUCCAGACUCGCCAUACCCAGACUGGCGAAAAGUAGUCCAUUCCUCUCCAGAACCAUACAUCACGCAAAUCAUCCGCGUAGACGCAGAAAACUACACCAACGCAAACGAGUUCCUGUACCGGAAUGCUUUCUUCUUCACGCCUCUCCGCCGAUCCCUCAGCACGCCGUCUACCACGCCCGAGGACAUCCCCAAGCGCGCGCACAUGCUCGCUGAUAUCUCAAAGGAAGACUGGCAGAAAGAAAAUCUCAUGCAGAAAGUGCACGAGAUCAUUGACGGGAGAGAGCAGGGCAAAGAGGGAAGUAAAGACGUGUAUCAUUAUAUGCGCAUGGCGCUUACGGGGCAGGAGAAAGGCAUGCGGAUUUAUGACGUCAUGUUGAUACUAGGGCGGAGAGAGACGUUGGCGAGACUAGGUGUGGAUUAGUGAGGGUUGUUUGAUGAUGGACAUGAAUCGUAAAAUAGAGGACAGAAUGUAUGAACUUGGAGAUGCCGGUGAGUCAUAUGGAGGCUGUAAGAUCUUGUAGAUGUAUGUAUACAUGGUACUCUUAGCGCUGCUAGACAUCGUUGAAUACAGGGGUAGUUGCACAUCACUGCAGUAUGAAGCGUUAAAUUGUGAAUCAAGACGGAACUUGAGACUAAUCCUUUGAUACGU
This is a messenger RNA of Cucurbitaria berberidis CBS 394.84, 1927 nucleotides long. RefSeq names its product glutamyl-tRNA synthetase. Gene Ontology annotation, molecular function: zinc ion binding; tRNA binding; ATP binding. Gene Ontology annotation, biological process: glutamyl-tRNA aminoacylation. Lineage: Eukaryota; Fungi; Ascomycota; Dothideomycetes; Pleosporales; Cucurbitariaceae. The transcript has a single exon. The record is from RefSeq and is a predicted model, not a curated record. The coding region runs from base 77 to 1699 and encodes 540 amino acids.